UAUUCGGCCAUCUCAAAUUCGCUAUUUUUUUUUUAAUCCACAUCCCUAAUUAUAAUACACAAGGCAAGGCGACAAGGAAUAAGGCAUCAUGGGCGAUGUUGACAAGUGGAUAGAGAGUGUGAAGGAGUGCAAGUACCUGACGGAGAAUGAACUGAAAAAGCUUUGCGAGAUGGUGUGCGACAUUCUGCUGGAGGAGACAAAUAUUCUGCCCGUGAGCUCGCCCGUCACCGUUUGCGGUGACAUCCAUGGCCAGUUCUACGAUCUGGAGCAACUGUUCCGCACGGGAGGCCAAGUUCCGGACACCAACUACAUAUUCAUGGGCGACUUUGUGGACCGAGGCUAUUACUCGUUGGAAACAUUCACCAGACUGCUGACCCUUAAGGCACGGUAUCCCAGCAGGAUCACCCUGCUGCGAGGAAACCACGAAACCCGGCAGAUAACCAAGGUCUAUGGAUUCUUUGACGAGUGCUUCAGCAAGUACGGAAAUGCCAAUGGAUGGAAGUACUGCUGCAAAGUCUUCGAUCUUCUCACCAUCGCUGCCAUCAUCGACGAAGAGGUGCUGUGCGUACACGGUGGCCUGAGUCCCGAGAUUAUCACUUUGGAUCAGAUAAGGACAAUCGAGCGUAAUGGCGAGAUACCGUACAAGGGAGCCUUCUGUGAUUUGGUGUGGUCCGAUCCUGAGGACAUGGAGUACUGGGGCCAGAGUCCGCGAGGCGCAGGGUGGCUGUUCGGACAUAACGUAACCAAGGACUUCAUGGCGAUCAACAACCUGGAUCUGAUAUGCCGGGCACAUCAGCUGGUCAACGAGGGCAUCAAGUACAUGUUCGAGGGCAAACUGGUGACUGUUUGGUCAGCACCAAACUAUUGCUAUCGAUGUGGGAAUGUGGCUGCUAUCCUCAGUUUCGAAACGGCGCAACAGAGGCAGACGAAGAUCUUCCUGGCGGUUCCGGAUGCCGAACGGGUAAUACCCAAGCAGAACACUACGCCUUACUUCCUGUAAAAAGAUUUGUGGCCCGUGUGAUACGAUACGAUACCAUAACCAUAUACCGAUCCAAUACGAUCCGCCCACUGUUUCGGCAUCGUGGCAAUCAAUCAUCUACGCUUGUGGACCAGCGAAAAGGCAGCCUUCGACUGACUGAUCCAUUUGUCCACCUUUAUACGCCUUCAACUCAAAACACUCGGAACAGAACUCACACACACACCUGUAAUUGCGACCCUUUUGUAUGGCAAACACAUAUAUAUUUAGUAAGAUCAAAGUUUAACCUUAUGUUAUUUGUUUUCAACAAGUGAAAGUGCAACCAAAAACAAAAACAAAAUAAUAGAAAGCAUAGAAUCGAUUUGUUUAAGAAGUAUAUCCAAGUAUUGUAUUUACUGAUUAUGAAUGCUGAAACAGCUAGACAUUUACAGAAACAAAAAGCAAGCCUUUAUAUAAUUCAUUGUAUUUUGUAUUCCAAACUUAUUUAUUUCUGUGAACAACACACAAACUAUAUACUUUUUGUACAUUUUGUAUUAGUAAUGCUUUGAGGAAAAUAAGUGGCACAACAAGAACUAAGAUUAACCAAAUGUGUGAUCCCGAUAAAAACGAUACGAUUAAAACAAAAAGACAA
Drosophila eugracilis is the source of this 1607-nucleotide messenger RNA. RefSeq names its product serine/threonine-protein phosphatase 6 catalytic subunit (gene PpV). Gene Ontology annotation, biological process: G1/S transition of mitotic cell cycle; peptidyl-serine dephosphorylation. The transcript has 3 exons. The record is from RefSeq and is a predicted model, not a curated record. Gene Ontology annotation, molecular function: protein serine/threonine phosphatase activity. Gene Ontology annotation, cellular component: cytoplasm. NCBI's taxonomy places the organism in Eukaryota, Metazoa, Arthropoda, Insecta, Diptera, Drosophilidae. The coding region runs from base 89 to 1000 and encodes 303 amino acids.